AUGGACUCAGAUCUGGAGAAGGAGUUGACCUGCUCAAUCUGCACCGAGAUUCUCUAUCAGCCUUUGACACUGCUCGACUGCCUGCACACCUUCUGCGGCGCCUGCGUCAAGGACUGGUUCAGCUGGCAGAAGACUAACGCGGAAGCGUUGCCGGAUCGCACAAGCCGCAGAGGACCAGUGUUCACCUGCCCAUCAUGUCGAGCCGAGGUCAGGGACACAAGGCACAGCGCCACCUUUGCGACGCUGAUAGACAUGUUCCUGUCUGCAAAUCCGGACAAGGCCAAGUCUGAGCAGGACAAGGAGGAGAUGAGGGCCAAGUACAAGCCGGGUGACCAUGUCCUGCCCAAGGUACGUGCAGACGACAAGUCACCAGAGGAGCGGCGGGCAGAGGAGAUGGAGCGGCGCAUGCUGGAACAGGCACGCGAGCUGAGUCUGCAGGACGCUGGAGUUCGGGAGUCGUCGGAGCAUCGAUCAGGGCGGAGGAGACGUGAGACGGGCGCGUCGGAGGAUUCGAGGACCAGACACAGCCGGGACCCAAGCAGAGAUGCCAGGGCGGCGGAUGGGAGGGACAGGAGCAGCAGACCUGAGGGUCGCCGGCGCAGAACAGACUCAGGCAACAUGCUUCAUCCGGAUGGAUCCUCUGACGAGCGACGACGUCGGCGCAGCGAGUCGCAGCAACGGUCACCCGCAUCAUCGACAACCCGGAGAAGAGCUGUAGAGCACCAGGCGUCCAUCAGGUCCCUGAUUAGCUCGUCUGACGUGGACUCGCGGGAUCUGGAGCGAGAAAUCGAGGACUUUGCUCGUCAUAUUCAGGAAGAAGGACUGCUGGACGGCCUUGAUCUGGACAACCUUGAUCUUUCACAGAACGAUGAGCUCAGCCGGAAGGUUACCGAGGCGUAUCGCAGGCGGCAGCGGGAGCGGUCCCGCCAGGACCAUCCAAGGAGAAACACGGGCGGUUCAAGACCUGAGCAAAGUCAGGCUGCCUCGCGACAUUCCGCGACAGAGACAGUCCGCCAGAGCAGCAGACAGAGAUCCAGCUCUGCAAACGAGAGACCGGGAACCUCUUCCUCGCGGCAGGAUGACAGAGCAAGGCCACCAUUAGCGAGUGUGCAUCUCGAAGUCCACGGCGACUCUGAGAGGCGGCGGCGCAGGAGGAAUUCGAGUGGUGCUCGAAGCGCGACCGACCCCGUGCAGCCCCGGGAACCAGAAGUCAGGCCCGCAGCAAGAUCUUCAACAGAUUUGACGGCGACGUCUCGUGGAUCCGACCCAAUAAUCCAGCGUCCAUUCUUCGCCGACAAUCGUAGCAACAGCCUGCCGUCAGCGACUUCAGCGACGGCUAACUCGGGCCCUAGCUUUAGUAUGCGCACCUCAGCAGCUCAGAAUUCUGGGUCGCAGCAAGCCGCGGCUGCAAAUUCGGCAACUCCGGACGGUUCAUCUGUCCCAGCACCAGCGGCUGAGCUGGCUGACAAUGGUAAUGGACGGGCGCGCCGGACGCAACGCCCUGCCGAGAUCUCUGUUGUUCCCCAGAACCCUCUGCCCAGUCUUGGCCUGCUGCAGUCGCCUGUGAGAUCCGGCCACCAGCGGAGCCGCUCACAGUACUACAACGAACCCACAAUCACAUGUUCGCGAUGCUCGAGACCACAUAUUGAAUAUGAGCUUCAUUACAACUGUUCCAAGUGCUCAGGAGGCAACUGGAACCUCUGUCUCGAUUGCUACAGGACGGGAAGGGGAUGCAUGCACUGGUUUGGGUUUGGCUAUACGGCCUUCAAGAGAUGGGAGCAAGCGCAGGCGGCAGCGGGUGGGGAGCAUUUCGAUCCUCCCCAUAUGCUUACGUCUAACCGAUAUCGACCGCCGAGAGCUGUACCGGGUGGCGCAGACGGCCGCCGCACUAUGACGACGGAGGACCCGGCCGCGCGGUUCGAAAGCGGCAUGUUUUGUUCUCGAUGCCUGACGUGGUCAAACGAGUGCUACUGGCGGUGCGACUCGUGCAACGAAGGCGACUGGGGUUUCUGCAACAACUGUGUCAAUCAGGGAUACAGCUGCACGCACCCAUUACUACCUCUGACUUAUGUCAAGCCCUCGUCUGGAACCUCACAAACCCCGCCCGGCACGCCGCCCAGGUCUCCCAGGCGUCCUCUAUCUGCCACCCUGUUCACGGGCCCCAACGCUCUAAGCAUUGGCAACUUCAAGCCGUUGACCUUCACGACGACCUGCGACAUCUGCCGAGAUCCAAUCCCUCCGACCCAGAGCCGCCAUCACUGCUUCACCUGCACAAGCACUGUCGUGCCAGAUACGCAUCCUGGGGACUACGAUAUCUGCGUGGACUGCCACCAUCGUUUAGUUCGGCAGGGGCGGAUAUCGGAAGAGAAUGGUCCCUCGGGGUGGAGGCGGUGUCUUGAAGGUCAUCGUAUGGCAGCUAUUGGCUUCGAGGAGAGCCGCGGUGCGCAGCGGCGUGUUAUAACGAGAGAUCUUGUAGGCGGACGGGACCUGAAGGUUGAGCCCGCUCGCGGACCAGAUGGCUUGACGACGAGCUUGCAGAAGUGGCGGUGGAUGGGCCCUAACGGCAAGACUCGCGUCGAGCGGCUGGUGACCGUCGACGUCGCCGCAACAGCCCCGCCGUUGACCGGCAGCAACGCGGCUGCGGCAGCGACGGACACGUUCCCACCAGACGGAGGGUCAGGAAAGCGGGCUGUGGCAGGCUGGUCGUGGUACCCCGCCCCAGACGCGGAGGAUGAGCUUUUGUUUCCCCGUGGCGCUGACAUCCGUGAGGUCCACGACAUCAAUGGGGACUGGUACUCGGGGACGUAUAUGGGCGUUGUCGGAUUGAUACCUUCCCCAUUUGUCAAGAUUGUAGAUUCAUAA
Messenger RNA from Microdochium trichocladiopsis, 2862 nucleotides. RefSeq lists its product as uncharacterized. Gene Ontology annotation, biological process: ubiquitin-dependent protein catabolic process; mitotic cell cycle checkpoint signaling; protein ubiquitination. The coding region runs from base 1 to 2862 and encodes 953 amino acids. Gene Ontology annotation, cellular component: nucleus. The transcript is spliced from 2 exons. Gene Ontology annotation, molecular function: ubiquitin-protein transferase activity; metal ion binding; protein binding. Lineage: Eukaryota; Fungi; Ascomycota; Sordariomycetes; Xylariales; Microdochiaceae. The record is from RefSeq and is a predicted model, not a curated record.